Molecule: messenger RNA, 939 nt
Organism: Dendrobium catenatum
Lineage: Eukaryota; Viridiplantae; Streptophyta; Magnoliopsida; Asparagales; Orchidaceae
Product: putative protein TPRXL
Exons: 2
Coding region: 118-924 (268 amino acids)
Source: RefSeq, a predicted model, not a curated record
ACAUCUUACAAACCGCUGCAGCCUCUCCCACACUUUCGCUAGCAAUUUAAUCUGCCUCUCAAGUCCAGUCGCGCCUUUCCGGUCACGACCCGAUCUCCGCUGUUUGUCUUCAGUUCCAUGGAAGCAACUGAUGCGCCAUCAUCUACAAAUCCAUCGACGCGCACGGCGGCGGAUCCGCCUCCGGACGAACCAACAUUACAACUCCCAUCCGAAGCUCCAACUUCAAUAACAACAACGAUGCCGUCUUCAUCGGCGCCCUCUGUUUCGUUGUCCUCGCCCUCGCCUUCUUCUACCGCUUCUCCUUCGCAGCCCCAAUCCCAAUCAUCUCUGCAUCAACGACAGCCAGUCGCCUCCCGGACUCGAUCCCAAACCCAGUUGGGGCAAUCCGCUUUCACUCAAUCUACGUCCUCCUCCGCCUCGUCUUCUGCCCCUUCAGUCCAGAGAAGUGGGCUUGCGAUAGGCGUCCCGGCUAUCCUUCCCCAUCACGCUCGGCCGUCGCCAUCAUUGGGCUAUUCCUACGGCUCGUCGUCGAACUUUAGCCAGCCUUUAAUGAGCUCCAGCUCUCCAUCACCCUCCUUUAGUCAGCCCUUAGGCGGAUUUCCUCGGGGUUCCGUCCCUUUGGCUGAGCAAUCUUCAGGCUCCAUUGCACCUUCGCCCUCAUUCAGCCAGCCCUUCUCUGCGAUGCCCCGCAGCUCUUCUGGGAUACCGGACCAGCAACCUAGCUCUAAUUCUCAGUGUGGAAAUCAACAUUAUCUAAGAAGCAACCAUGCGCUACAAAUCACACCAUCCAUGGACCCUCACCUUGCGCUUACAAUUGUAAAGGGUUGCGGCUGUGGUCACUCUCCCACUUCCUCCACUAGUAGAGGUCACCCAAACUACUUCAAUACCAAGUUUUACUGUCAACCCAUUGCCUCCUCCUGGUAAGGUAGAUACUUCAAC